Messenger RNA from Oppiella nova, 232 nucleotides. The record is from the annotation of a GenBank genome assembly. NCBI's taxonomy places the organism in Eukaryota, Metazoa, Arthropoda, Arachnida, Sarcoptiformes, Oppiidae.
GGAGUUAAAGGGCUUUCAAUUGGAUUAUUGAUUGAAUGUAUUUUGCAAACCAAGUCUUCAUUUAUUCAUUAUUUAAGACUUUUCAUCACAUUUUGUAACUACUUUUUGGUCCUAAUAUUGCGCAACAAUGUCUCGACAGACCCAGAAGAAUGUGGAGUCCAAGAACAAAGUGAGUUGCGAUUUAUUUACUCUCACUUAUGGCUCACUUGUGGCACAACUCAUCAAAGACUAC